Verticillium alfalfae VaMs.102 is the source of this 453-nucleotide messenger RNA. RefSeq lists its product as hypothetical. Lineage: Eukaryota; Fungi; Ascomycota; Sordariomycetes; Glomerellales; Plectosphaerellaceae. The record is from RefSeq and is a predicted model, not a curated record. The transcript has 2 exons. Bases 1 to 453 code for a protein of 150 amino acids.
AUGAAGAUCAUCGUGACCGGUGCCAGUGGCUUUGUCGGCUCUGAGAUCAUUCGCCAAUGUCUUCAGAAUCCCAAGAUCGCCACAGUUGUCGCCGUGGCUCGCAGGCCUGUGUCAGUGCCCGAUGGCACACCUGCAUCGAAGUUCAGGUCGGUGGUGGUGCCAAACUACGAUGACUACCCAGAGGACGCUUUGGAGGCGUUUUCGGGCGCAAAUGCGUGCAUCUGGACCGUUGCGGUGACGCCGGCGAAGACCAAAGGAAUGAGCUCUGGGGACGUCCGGAAAGUAUGCCACGAGUACACCUUGGCGGGCUUGCAGGCGAUCUGGAGUUCCGAGCCUGCGCGGCCUUUUCGGUUCCUCUACAUGAGCGGAGCGGUCGCCGAAAGAAACCAGUCCAAGCCGCUCUGGGUCAUGGCAGAGUACCGUCGGAUGAGGGCAUGUCGAUCUCACCCAUGA